AUGUCACUCUCGCCAUUUAAUCUUAAAGUGGUUGGAAUACCAACGAAUAUCGACUUGGCCAGAGUAAUGACAUGCCUAUUUGAGAAAGAUGUUGAAUUUCGUCACAUUCCUGGGUCAAUAGGACGAAGAUUUGCAGUAGUUCAGGAGAUCGGGAAAACUGAUUUUUGUUACGAAUCGAGAAGUACAUGCAAGUACGUUUGUGAGAAGUUUAGUGAGAAAGGGAAUCGAGAACUGUAUGGAAGGAAUCCAUUGGCAAAGAAGAGCAUAGAGGAGUGGAUGAAAAUGGAGGAGGAGAGAUUUGAUUCACCUUCACGUAUUCUCACGUAUUACAAGGGACUUAAUUCUUUUUCAAUGAGAAAAAUGAGUUUAGAAGAGUUGGGUGAGAUGAUGGAGAUAUAUGAGAAUACACUCGGGAAGAGUCGUUACCUAGCUGGGGAUGAAUUCACACUUGCAGAUCUCUUCCAUCUUCCCCAUGUUCAUGGCUUGGACAAUAUCACUGACACCGCUCCACUAUUUGCUUCUCCAAACCUUUCCAGAUGGUGGAAUGAUAUCUCCUCUCGUCAUUCUUGGAUGAAGCUUCUUCAAAUUCGCCAAGAAUACUUGAAAAGGAAUUAA
This is a messenger RNA of Vigna radiata var. radiata (mung bean), 615 nucleotides long. Its product is annotated as glutathione S-transferase F8, chloroplastic-like. Bases 1 to 615 code for a protein of 204 amino acids. Gene Ontology annotation, cellular component: cytoplasm. Gene Ontology annotation, molecular function: glutathione binding; glutathione transferase activity. The transcript is spliced from 3 exons. NCBI's taxonomy places the organism in Eukaryota, Viridiplantae, Streptophyta, Magnoliopsida, Fabales, Fabaceae. The record is from RefSeq and is a predicted model, not a curated record.